Molecule: messenger RNA, 1855 nt
Organism: Brienomyrus brachyistius
Lineage: Eukaryota; Metazoa; Chordata; Actinopteri; Osteoglossiformes; Mormyridae
Product: importin subunit alpha-1-like
Exons: 11
Coding region: 171-1751 (526 amino acids)
Biological process (GO): NLS-bearing protein import into nucleus
Cellular component (GO): nucleus; cytoplasm
Molecular function (GO): protein binding; nuclear import signal receptor activity
Source: RefSeq, a predicted model, not a curated record
CGAACUGACCAAUCAGGAGUGACUGUUGCCGGCAAUUUAAAAAAACCCUUUUACAUUUCAGACAGACAUACUUUCUAAACUUGGAGAGCUACCUAUCUGCAGUGGUAAAAAAAAAAAAAAAAAACCUGAAAUACUAAUCUGAUUGUUCCACAUUGAGCCGCCUGUUAAAUAUGUCUGCUGGAAACGAGAACGCCAUUCGUCUGAACAAAUUUAAGAAUAAAGGAAAGGAUGCAAACGAACUACGGCGCAGGCGAAUCGAAGUCAACGUGGAGCUCCGUAAGGCGAAGAAGGACGAGCAGAUUCUUAAACGGAGGAAUGUCAGCAGUUUUCCGGAUGAGGUGACAUCCCCGCUUCAGGAGAAGAGUCAAAACAAACAGCCUGCCCAGCACUGGACCGUGGAUGAGAUUGUAGCUGGAGUUAACAGCAACAAUCUGGAUCAUCAGUUGCAAGCCACGCAGGCAGCCAGAAAACUUCUGUCUCGAGAGAGGCACCCCCCAAUCAACCAUAUAAUCAGUGCUGGGCUCAUCCCAAAGUUUGUUGGCUUCCUGGGUGUGGCAGGUUGCCCCCCAAUCCAGUUUGAGGCUGCUUGGGCUCUGACCAACAUUGCUUCUGGAACAUCAGACCAGACUAGUGCUGUGGUUGAAGGGGGUGCAGUUCCUGCCUUCAUAAACCUAAUCAGAUCUCCGGAUGUCCAUGUCAGUGAGCAGGCCAUCUGGGCUUUGGGUAACAUUGCUGGUGAUGGCUCGGCCUACAGAGACAAGGUUAUCAAACACGGGGGUGUGGCUGCUCUGCUGUCCAAGCUCGCAGUCCCUGAUCUCUCAGUGUUCACGCUUGGGUACCUGAGGAAUGUCACGUGGACGUUGUCGAACCUCUGUCGCAAUAAAAACCCAGCACCGCCGCUGGCUGCAGUUCAGCAGAUCCUCCCCACGCUGGUGCAACUCCUGCACCAAAGCGACAAGGAAGUCCUGGCAGAUACCUGCUGGGCCGUGUCCUACCUCACCGACGGGCCGAAUGACCGCAUUGAGGUGGUGCUGCAAGCGGGCCUUAUGACACGCCUUGUGCAGUUGCUGGGCUCUGGAGAAAUCUCCAUUAUGACCCCAUCGCUGCGCUCCAUUGGCAACAUUGUGACCGGCACGGACGAGCAGACACAGAUGGUGCUGGAUGCUGGUGCCCUGUCUAUGUUCCACCCACUGUUAUGUCACAACAAGAACAGCAUCCAGAAGGAGGCAGCCUGGACCCUGUCCAAUAUUACUGCAGGAAAGGAUAUGCAGAUCCAGGAGGUCAUCAAUGCUGGCCUUGUCCCUCUCCUUGUAGAUCUCCUGCGAAGGGCUGAUUACAAGACUCAGAAGGAGGCAGUCUGGGCAGUAACGAAUUAUACCUGUGGAGGCACUGUUAACCAGAUUGUGUACCUGGUUCAGCAGAAUGUACUGGAACCACUGCUUAACCUGCUGUCCACUAAAGAUGGAAAAACCAUCCUCGUCAUCUUGGACGCCAUCUCUAACAUCUUUCUUGCAGGUGAAAAAAUCGGAGAGGUUGAAAAGUUGUGUUUAAUGAUCGAGGAAUGCGGUGGACUGGACCAGCUUGAAGCCCUGCAGACCCAUGAAAAUGAGAUGAUCUACAGAGCAGCCCUCAACCUGAUUGAGAAGUAUUUCUCGGGCGAGGAAGAGGAAGACCUGACUGUGGCCCCAGAAACUACAACUGAAGGUUAUGCAUUUCACAUUUCAGAUGACAAAAGCACUUUCAACUUUUAAAUAUGUGGAUUGCCUGUUUAUGCACAUUAGUUUGUCUUUUAUGUGUGUCAUGACUCCCUGUACUGUACAUAAAGUCACUAAUGUAAAUAAACGAUUAGAAAUUU